AUCCGGAAGAUGGACGACGAGAACAAAUGAAACGAAUGAGAAAAAUGCCUGUAUUCGACGGUCAAUCCACGAUGGUGAAAUAGCGAAACCAUAGCGGAGACACCCAUCAAUGGGUUCCCAUAUCUUAGACAUCCUUGGUCAGGGAAUAUGGGCUUCCUUGACCGGGGGGUGGUUUUACGACCCCCGUCAGAGUAUCUUUUGCAACACUUUCCACCUUUACCUGUGGAUGUUUUUCCUCGCAUUUCCACUAAUUCUACACCUUACCUUGAAACCGUCAGUCCUGGUAUGGACAGUGUACUGUGGAGUCAUUGCCUUGCUGUUCCUCCUCGUCAAGGUGGUCAACUUCAGGCUUCAUCAUAUGUAUGACACCGGUGAUGUGGAUGAAGAUGAGCCUAAGUCGGACAAGGGAAGCAAGGCCGGCUCCACUGAUUUGGCUAAAAGUAUUGAAAUCAGGGAUAAUGCAAAUUCUGAAAGUAUUGAAAUGGUUCAACUUGACCGAAGAAGGGAGACAACUCCAGCUUUGGAGGGUGAACAUGGAUCCAGACUAGAGUUUAUUUCUGAAAUAAAGUCAGCAGAAAAUUCAGGAGCCCACACUGACAUUAAAUCAUCUCAUGGAGUUGCUCCCCUUGCUGAAAUCGAGGGUGAUGAUUUCAGUACCGAGACAGGGUCAGCGUCCAGACACAGGCCAGACAGCACAGAGAGCAGUCUGGAGAGUGCCCUGAAGUCGGACUUGCCACAUUCCAUAACCACCCAGGUUGAGGUGGAGAUCAACCCACACAUCCCAGAAAACACUCCAUCUGAGAAGUCAGGCAGUAAUCCCCCAAGAUUGAGGGAAGAGAGUGACUCGGAUUUAUCCCCAGAAUAUAUUCCAAAGUUACGUUUACGCCGAGAAAGACGAGCAGUUCGCAGAUCGAAAAGUGCUCUUGAACCUAGUAAUCCUGGUUCUCAGCCUGAGCCUAAAUCAGGGGGGAUGCGGAUGUCCCUGCCCCCCCACGCCCGUGUCCCAGUGAGUGCUGAGCAGCUGCAGAGACAGAUCAGUGAUGGGCACAUGGUGAUGAGGAGACUGGCCUCCGAUUCCAGGAUGGAUAGCCCAGCUAUCAAGAGACAGGAGAGGCAUGAGGCUGUGAGGAACAGACUAAGGACUCCAAGUACUAGAUCUUUAGAAUUACUCAAAGAGAACUUGCCAAAGAGAUCCCAAAGUGUAACAAAUGAUGCCCUUCCCCAUGAACAGUUAAGACCUGUGGCUGUCAGUAGAAGUCCGUCACUACCCCGCCCAGCAUCAUUGUCUUUAACAGCUGGUGGGAGCAGGCCUCGAAUGGUCCGACAUAGUCCCCAGUCUAGUGUCAGUGACUCUUCAGAUCUUAGUCUUGGUGAAAUAUAUAUCCCCUCUAUAGCAGAGAGGCCGACUGUUCAAGGUCAAAGGUCAAGACCAGGGAGUGGGGGAACAUCCAGUUCUGCUCACACAUUAACAGAACGAGGGUCAAGUCCUGCAAUUUCAGGUGGAGGUACAAAGAGUAAAGAUUUUGGAAUAUUUAAGAUCACUCGCUACUUACAAAGCUCUGAAGACCCUAGCAAGAGAGCCAAUCAUUCGACACAGAGCAGUGUAGUAGGGUUAGACUGGUUGUUCAGUACAGACAGUGAGUCAGCCACUUCGGGGGACAGCCAUUCCCAGACUGAUGUGUCCGAGUCUACAAGCACAAUAACCAAUGAAGGGGAGAGCUCGUAUGACGUGAGCUCUGACCAGCACAAUGCAGGGUAUCAGCCUCUGGCAGGCCUGGAGUGCACCACAACUCCCAGUAGCCCCAGCACUGAUGAGCUGGAGGUGAUGAGAAGCCAGGGAGCUAUACCCAAACACUACCAGCGCAGGUCAGGACCCAGUGCUGCACCAGCAGGUGAUAUGUCCACCAGCCCUGGCUCAACAGAUCUAUCCGACCCAGAAGAAAUCAAAAAGAAGUUGAUAGAACUCCUCUGCAAAUCUCAGGACCACCCAGAAGAACUUAAACGGUUCCGAGAAUAUGUUAGGCUGCAAAAAAACCAGAACAAUAACAACAAUGAUGAGCCGGACAAAGAGAAGCAGGAGGAAGCAUCUAAAGCAGAAAAAAUAAAGCAAGAAAGUGAAGAUAAGGGGAAAGCUGUUGAACAGGACAAUGGGGCGAUAGGAGGGGCCCCCGGGGGAGGGACCCCUGCCCCCAACAACACCGACGAGACUGAGUCCAAAUCCACCACCCCCACUGAAUUCUCAGCUCUGUUGCCUCUUACAGGGGAGAAGACACCAGAUAAUAAACACCGGAAAGGAGUAAGGAGGCGUGGUGCUAAAAAGAGACUGGCAUCGCGUCGACGCCGUGACUCCCCACCAGCAGCAGCCUUGACAAGCCUCGUGAUGAACACCGGUGGCCAUCUUGCUACUUCCCAUAUGGAUACCACAGAUGGUGCGGUCCACUACUUCCAAGAUGAGAGUGGUAACUGGCUAACAUACACCUUCGGUGAGAACAGUUCUGGCGUUGCCUUGGGGAUGCUGGAGAACCAGCAAGAAGAAUGGCCGAACCAGGAACAGCAUAACAAGACCCAAUGGUCUUCAGCCUCAACAUGCUCCGACUCAACAGUAAUCCUCGACUCCCCGAAGCCGGAAGAGCGGCCUGAUUUGUUUCAUGACCUGGCUCUGCCUGGCCCUCUGGGGACAACGGAUGAAAUGCGGACUCAUAGUGCACUGCAGUCCUAUGUCCAGGCCCUGCUGGAGAGUGGUCGGGGCAGACCAACCAUCUCCGACACCUCGUCAGAUUCUGACACAACACACACUAAGUCAAAGAAGGAGAAGCCAAAACAUUUCUACAAACUGUGGUUGUUGAAGAAGAAGUUUUUGAAAAUCCGUUUUGAUAGACUUGCCCUUUUGGCAUUGUUAGAUAGGAGCUUGUCUGUGUUUGAGAACAUUGUAGCUGUGCUCAUGGCAGUGGCUGUCGGUGCUCUCGGUGCUCUAGUCUUGUCAUGCAACUUCUACCAUGACAUAUGGAUAUUUGUCUUCUGUUUCAUCAUUGCCGGCUGCCAGUACUGCUUGCUCAAGAGUGUCCAGCCAGAUGCCUCCUCCCCAAUGCAUGGCUACAACAGAUUGAUAGUGUUCAGCCGUCCAUUCUACUUCUGUCUGUGUUGUGGCCUGGUGUUGUUGCUGGACUAUGCAAGUGACCGCGUCGGGAACCAUCCCAUCUCCAUAUACGGGAUGCCUUUCACAGCUGUAUCGUCUCUCAUAUUUGCUCGAGAUUUACUCAAAAUUUUCAUCCUGUGUUUCCCGCUGCUGUUUACGGCGGGGCUUCUACCUCAGGUCAACACAUUCAUCAUGUACAUGCUGGAGCAGAUUGACAUGCAUGUCUUUGGGGGCAAUGCAACGACAGGCCUCGUUGCCUCAGUGUAUUGUUUGUGUAGAAGUGUGUUUGCUGUUGCCCUGCUCUAUGGCUUCUGUUAUGGAGCUCUCUUGGGGGUGGGAACGGAGCAUACUUGUGGCAAGACUGUGGAGCGGGAGGCAGCUCAGAAUGUUCUGUUCUCUGUGUUCUGUGGUGUCCUGGUCGCUGUCUCAUAUCACCUCAGUCGAAGUGCAAGCGACCCCAGCGUGCUCUGGAUGAUGAUCAGGGACUGUGUUGUGCGACGAGAGGAGGAGAAGACGGAGGAGAAACAGGAUGACAAGGAGGAAGAGCUGGUUGAUCCACUUCCAGGCAAACUGAAGACGUGUGUGAGUGAGAGACUACAGUCAGAUCUGCUGGUGUGUGUGUUCAUCACUGUCCUCGUGUUUGCUGUCCAUGUCAGUACUGCCUUCACCAGUCCUGUGUUGCAGCCCCUCCUGAGUGACAUCUUGUAUUACCUGGCGGCCAGCCUGGGACUGGUCAUCCACUACAUCAUCCCCCAGCUGCGGAAGGAGAUGCCCUGGCUGUGCUGCUCCCACCCGGCCUUCCAGAGCAGGGAGAGGAACUACUUUGAAGUCAAAGAACCAGCCAAGGUGAUGUUGUUUGAGAAGAUGUACGUGUGGCUGAGAUUCUUCGAGCGCAAUGCCAUGUAUCCUGUUGUGUGUCUCUGUGCCUUAACUACCUCAGCUCCAUACAUCGUGUGCAAGUUCAAAAACUUUAUUGGUCCCCUGAUCGUGGUGGUGUGUGCGCUGAAGAUGCUGAGGUUUGCGUUCUCGGACACCCCCCGACAGUACAUGAUCCUCACCUUCACCGUCUUCUUCUUCAAGUAUGACUUCAGGUGGUCAUCCGAGAAAAUCCUCAUCGACUAUUUCUUCAUUUCCAUCUUAUUUUGCAAGUUCUGUGAUCUGUGGUUGAAGAUGAAGUUUAUCAUAACCUACAUUGCCCCGUGGCAGAUAACUUGGGGGUCUGCCUUUCAUGCCUUUGCACAACCUUUUAGUGUGCCUCAUUCUGCAAUGUUGUUUCUUCAGGCAGCUAUUUCAGCUUUUCUUUCCACCCCUCUAAACCCAUUCCUGGGCAGUGCUAUUUUCAUCACAUCCUAUAUCCGACCAGUCAAGUUCUGGGAGAGAGACUACAACACCAAGAGGGUGGAUCACAGCAAUACACGCCUUGCCUCACAGAUCGAGAGAAAUCCAGGUGCUGAUGACAACAACCUCAACUCCAUCUUCUAUGAGCACCUGACUCGGUCGCUACAGCACAGCCUGUGUGGGGAUCUGAUGCUGGGACGCUGGGGCAAUUACACCCAGGGAGACUGCUUUAUCAUGGCCUCCGACUACCUCAACGCUCUUGUACAUAUCAUAGAAACAGGCAACGGGCUUGUCACAUUCCAGUUGAGGGGGUUGGAGUUCAGAGGUACCUACUGUCAGCAGAGGGAGGUGGAGGCUAUCACAGAGGGAGUGGAGGAGAAUGAAGGAUUCUGUUGUUUUGAGCCAGGCCACUUACCCCAUUUCUUGUCUCUGAACGCGGCUUUCAAUCAGCGGUGGUUGGCAUGGGAGGUUGUGGUGACAAAGUAUGUACUGGAGGGCUACAGCAUCUCGGACAACAGUGCCGCCACAAUGCUGACAGUCUUUGAUCUCAGGAGAGUGCUCAUCACGUAUUACAUCAAGAGUAUAAUAUAUUACACUGUGCGGUCACCGAGACUUGAGCAGUGGCUGACAGACGAGGCCAUCAGGGAGGCUUUGCAGACCACCACCGAUGAUGACUACACCGACCUUGACCCCACCUUCAACAUGCAUGUAGAUGACGACUACGACACCAAACUGUCCGGCAUUUCCAGACGCUCCUUCUGUGCGGUGUAUCUUCAGUGGAUACAGCACUGUGCAUCACGCAGGGAGAAUAGUGUGGACAGUGAUAAGGGCUCCAUGCUGGUAUCUCUGUGCUACAGCCUCAGUCUCCUGGGUCGCCGUGCCCUAGCUUAUGCCUCUCACAACAGUGCCUCAGCAAGGUCAGUCCACAGGAGUCACAAGUUUCAAGCUGUUGAUUUCUUCCUGUUCGGCCUCCAUGCCCUGUUUAAGGGGGACUUGCGGAUCACCUCUCAGCGGGAUGAGUGGGUGUUUGCCGACAUGGAGAUGAUGAGGAGGGUGGUGGCACCAGCUAUCAGAAUGUCACUCAAACUCCACCAGGAUCACUUCACAUCCCCUGAGGAGUAUGAAGAUCCCCGUGCCUUGUACGAUGCCAUCACUUCCCAUGAGAUGAACAUGGUCAUAUCACAUGAGGCUGACCCGGCCUGGAGGAAUGCGGUGCUCUCUAAUGUCCCUUCACUUCUAGCCCUCCGUCAUGUGUUUGAUGAAGGAUCAGAUGAAUACAAGAUCAUCAUGCUCAACAAGAGAUACCUCAGCUUUAGGGUUGUCAAGGUGAACCGUGAGUGUGUCCGAGGCUUGUGGGCAGGGCAGCAGCAGGAACUCAUCUUCCUAAGAAACCGAAAUCCCGAGCGAGGCAGCAUCCAGAACGCGAAGCAGGCUUUGCGUAACAUGAUCAACUCCUCGUGUGAUCAGCCGAUCGGCUACCCCAUCUACGUGUCCCCCCUCACCACCGCCUACUCCUCCACUCACCAGCAGCUGGCUGCCAUCAUCGGGGCAGAGUUCAUCCUUGCCAAUGUCAAAAGGUUCUUUCAAAAUGUUUGGAAAAGAUUGAGGCGGCGAUGUGAUGCAACGUGUGCAGGGGGUAGUUCAGCAUUCCAGGACGACCACAUGUACAGCGUCAGUCCCCCUCAUCAGUACGCAGCAGCAGCAGCUCUAGGUUCAACAUGUUCGGGCCCAGGGUCGACUCCCACUAACCAGCCUCAGGACAUCCCCCUCCAGAGUCUAGGUAACCGAGGGAGCCUCAUCUCCACCGCCAGCACUGCCAGCAAACCCAGUGCCCUGGCCUCUCUAGCCAACCUCAUCGGGGACUCCGCAGCAAAUAAAGACCCCCUGCCUCACAGAGUCAGGGUCCUGGACACCAGUCAUGUGUUUGAUACUGUCAACCUUGGAAGGAGAAUAGAUGUCCAGUGGCCAAAUGAGGAAUGGCGUCAGCAUGGAGGCAAGAAUACCUGGAGUGACUGGACGCCCUGUAAGGGCAUGGAGGGGAUUGUGGUUCAUCGCUGGGUGCCAGGUCAUCGCGACCCCAACCGGCGCUCUCAUGUAGACAAAACAAUAUUAUUGGUUCAGGUUGGAGAACAUUAUGUGCCAAUAGCAGAGAACGGUAUCACAGACUUAGGUGCGGAAGUAUGACAGCGGGGGAGAUGUGCUUUUACUACCUGUGAUAAUUUAAAAUAAAGUCCUAGAUUGUGGCUGUGUGUGUCCGAUUGGGCCAGAAGAAUAGUCAAUGAUCAAGCAGGAAGUGUGCGGCGGUAGAGUGAUGAGCCACGGAGGUGUGUGACGUGUGUUCACAGUGUGAGAAGUUAUGAACAUACAGGAAGUACACUGUUUCCCUCUUGGAUUCAGUGAUAUAGACGUGGGAUUAUGAGUGUCCAGUGUUAUGCCAUGGAGAGACAGGGCCAAUAGGCACUGCGUGGAACAUUUGUGGAAGAUUGACCUGAGUGGAAACAUGCCCUGAAGCUUUAUUGACCUGUUACAGCCUAAUAUAUUACUGUCAGGUUUUGAAAUGUUUCAUGUGACAGUUGUCUGCCUCUUGAUGUGUGGAUUGAGGAUUAUUGAACAUCACCUUGUCAUGCUUAUGUAUAGGAUCCUCUUUAAAUUUUCAUAUGAACUUACCAGUACUAGAAAGGUCAGAUUAUAUAUAAAAAAAGUGGUCAUAGCAAUGUUGUGUUUUUAGAAGGAAUGUGUAUACAAUUAUGAUCACUGUUAAGUAUGACCAAAUAAUAAUUACUGAAAGUGCAAUUGAAACAGAUUCUGGUGUUGCCCCAUUGUUCUAUGAUCUAACCGGGUCAGAAGAAUGGAGUUUAUGUCUACAUGUUCCGAUGAUUUCGUAAUGUCAUCGUCAUUCUGGACCUACUACAGGUGACAUGCCAAAGACACAAAAGGUUUAAGAAUUCCAUAUGUGUUUUUCUUUGUCAACUAAGGGUUUAUUUGUUUUAAUUUCAAACUUGAUUGAUAUUAGUGUGGUUGUGAUUCCAAGCAGAGAUCAUGCAAGCUAAAUAUGUAAUGCUGUUUUAUCUGAUUGAAUCAGUCAUAUCCACAUCAAUUUUCAGAACCCUGUUUCACAAGGCAAUGUUAGUGCAAAGACUAGUAGGUCUAUGAUUGAGUGCAAAUAAAGUAUAGGCUUUACAGUCGCUGCAACACUGAACAGGGACUUUGUGUUGUGGAACAGGGCCUUGAUCAAAUGUUUCAAAAUCAUUAGAGGAUAUAAGUUUGGUUAGUUCUAAGCUGUGAAAGUCUUCAAGAUGGGGUUUUCAGAGCAAGUGUGUCCAGGCUUACUUGGUUUUGCUGUGCUCAAUUACUUCACCAUAUUUACAUAUCUACUGGAACCUGCUGCUGGGCAUCAGUGUGUUGGUUUAUACAUGGUUGAUACUGUUAAGUUACAGGGUCGCAGUGUUGUAUAAAUAUCAUAUUCAACUGUUACAAGCUCCCCGGGUGCUUCAGAAAUUGACAAAGGAGGGCGCUUGUUAAAACCAUACACAAUGAGUAAAGUGUGUUUUCAGAGAUCGAGCAGUUGUGAACAUCAAUGGAACUUAAAAGCUUUGUAUAAUAGUUGCAAGGCAAUUAUGUACCCUCCUGCGCUGCUGUUUUCUGUAAUAUACACAAGAAAAUGUGGACACUCAUAAAACAUUCUGUCUUUGUAGGGUAUACUUAUAGAGAUUAAAAACAGAUAGGUCUUGACGAUGUUCAAGGCCUUAUUGGAGUAUGGUUGGUAACCUGGCGAAUACAGUACUGUUACUUGUCGUCUAAUCAGUGACUACCAUCCAAUGUGUGACCGGGCAGUAAGUCUACAGUAAUUCGAAUCUUUCUGGGCUAAAUUAGAAUGUGCAAGACUAUUGUGACAGUUUUUCCUAUUAAUCUGACAAUAAUUUCAUAAAUGAUCCCCAAAUAUGAAGGGCAUGUUUUGCUUUUGCAUAUUACCUACUGCCUACAGUAAGUCUUAAGAAAGACAGUCUAUUAAUCUCCAUUGUCAAAUGAGUCUGUAUUUACACCUGUCUUAAGAGACACACUUGUCAGUAAACCAGUAAAUAACAAUUUCAUAUUUAGAAACAACUAUUUACAGUGGAAACCAUGAUGUAGUCAUGUAGAAAGAAAGAGUUUAAGCAAAACUGGCGAAGUAAGAUGUUUAAGCUGCAAGAAAUUAAUUACUUGUUUGUCAGAAAGAGUGCAACCCUAGCAGGCGCAGGGCAUUGUCAUAUGGAAUAUGGUUCUAUAAACAUUCUAAAUGGUUCCAAAAUAUUUCCCUGGCCCAGAAAGCUCACAGUGGAAAGAGAAUUAUGUAAGGAGAAAUUGUGUAUUUCCAUAAAUAAAUUUUAAAUAUCAGACAUCUCAACAAAUAUCAGCGUUGGUGUAAUCACCUGCAAAGAGAACUUCUUGAUUUCUGUUCUGUAUAUUAGAAUAUGUUGUUAUCACAUGGUGUGGGUGGGGGGACUCUUGAUCUAUUCCAUGCUUGUCACCAGAAUCUUAUUAACAAGGAAAUAAUUUGUUGUGGCAGUCAGUUUAAUUCCACUUUGGUGUAAAGAUAAAAAGAAAAGUGACCUUGUGAGCAGAAAGAUGUAAGAAAUUGAUCUUAUUGGUUUUAAAAAUAUUGUUGUGAAAUUUUUUUAUCUUCUUAAUACAGUAUGUAACUAUGUACUAAGUAGCUAAAUUUUAGAUUUCCAGAAGCUUUUUACGUUAGAAUAACAGCACAGUCUGAACUGUCACUUUUGUAUGAUGCUUUACAGUUGGAACAGAUACCAUAUCAAGGGGAGAUCACUCCGAACACCAAACCUACAGGCUCCCAGGAGUCCUGUGAGAAGGGGCCAAAGAGUACUGAGAUUCAUACGAGUGUUCCAUUAAGGGUGAUGAUUUAUUUAAACUUGCUCAAGUAUAUGAGUGUGUUUACUGAUGGACCAUGCUCUAUUAUCCUGUGUAGUAUGUCUCCAUUCUAUUAGAAUAUAUGCUCUGGACCCAACACAUCUUCAUCUCAAUCUGUCUAAUCUUUCUCAAAACAGAAUAUCUCUCUCUCAUGAGCUUCAAAUCAAGAACCAAUCAAAAUAUCUCUUAUAACGCAAGUUCAUCAUAGACCUACAUUAAAAAUCGUAAUCUUUUAUGUGAAAACCUUUGAUGUUUUCCUGAGUAUUUUAGCCAGGGGAGGAAUGUCAUUAAGCUACCAGCAUUAGACGGCGCGCAACAAGGUAAGUCAAGUAUAUAGCUUGUUUUGAUCAUGACAUUUCAUUGGAUGGCUAUUUAUUGUUGUCAUUCAACCCAGACUCAAAACGAGUCGCUAUAUGGCUGAAAUAAUGCUGAUGCAACAUUAGAUUUUAAAUUUUACCUCACUCACCCAAAACGAAGCGAAGAUUGUGAAUGGGUCCAAGGUAUUUAUCCUAAUAGAAUGGAGGUCUGAUAUGAUUGAUAAUUGAGGAUGCUGGUGGACCACAACUCUGCCAACCAAAGAUGUAGUUUUAAAGAGAAGGAUGUUCUUCUGUUGUGUGUGUUAAUUGUACCUGAGUGCA
Molecule: messenger RNA, 10020 nt
Organism: Haliotis rufescens (red abalone)
Lineage: Eukaryota; Metazoa; Mollusca; Gastropoda; Lepetellida; Haliotidae
Product: pecanex-like protein 1
Exons: 37
Coding region: 110-6658 (2182 amino acids)
Biological process (GO): endoplasmic reticulum organization
Cellular component (GO): membrane; endoplasmic reticulum
Source: RefSeq, a predicted model, not a curated record